This is a messenger RNA of Ruditapes philippinarum (Manila clam), 2012 nucleotides long. RefSeq names its product 2,4-dienoyl-CoA reductase [(3E)-enoyl-CoA-producing], mitochondrial-like. Gene Ontology annotation, biological process: fatty acid beta-oxidation. Gene Ontology annotation, molecular function: 2,4-dienoyl-CoA reductase (NADPH) activity. The transcript is spliced from 8 exons. NCBI's taxonomy places the organism in Eukaryota, Metazoa, Mollusca, Bivalvia, Venerida, Veneridae. Gene Ontology annotation, cellular component: mitochondrion. The record is from RefSeq and is a predicted model, not a curated record. Bases 115 to 1101 code for a protein of 328 amino acids.
GUUUUAAAGUAUAUCUGCAGGUUUCAGUCAAUAAGCAAACAGCGCUUGAUCUCUUUCUUAAAUAUUCAUUUUAUAUAUAAUAACUAGUCGCUUCUGCAUCCGGUUGAUUUCAAGAUGGCGGCGCCCAUGAAACAAAUUCGAAGAGUAUUUUCGUUUGUUCACAGAAGAAAUUCUACAUUGCUACAAUGUCGUUAUUCAAGCAGCAAGGAACACUCCAAGUUCUUCCCUGCACAAACAACAACUAUGCUCCCUGAUAAAUCAUUUGAAGGAAAGACGGCAUUUAUUACUGGUGGGGGAACUGGACUAGGUCGAGGUAUGGCAACAACUCUAUCCAAGCUGGGUGCACAAGUUGUCAUUACAAGCAGGAAACUUGAUGUACUUAAAGGUACAGCUGAAGAAAUCCAAAAAGAAACUGGAAAUAAGGUGUUAGCAGUUGCAGCAGACGUUCGUGAUCCUGCUGGUAUAAAGACGGCUGUAGAUGAAUGUGUAGAUGUAUUUGGUUUACCUAACAUCAUUAUCAACAAUGCUGCCGGCAACUUUAUCUCGCCUUCAGAACGACUCUCACCAAAUGCUUGGAAAACUGUGGUGGAUAUUGUUCUUAAUGGAACAGCAUAUGUGUCAUUAGACAUUGGAAAAAGACUUAUAGAGGCUAAUCAAGGUGCAGUGUUUCUAGCAAUUACUACAAUAUAUGCAACAAGUGGUUCAGGUUUUGUGACACCAAGUGCUGCAGCAAAAGCAGGAGUUGAAGCCUUGGCUAAAUCACUGGCAAGUGAAUGGGGAAGAUAUGGUAUUAGAUACAACUGUUUACAGCCUGGACCAAUCAAAACAAAGGGAGCAUUUAGUAGAUUAGAUCCUACUGGUGAGUGGAGUAAUAAAAUGAUUGAUGUACUACCAACUGGUAGGUUUGGUGAGGUGCAGGAAUUGGCCAACUUGGUUUCAUACAUGGUUAGUGACUACAGCUCCUGGAUGACAGGGGAGGUGGUAAAAUUGGAUGGUGGAGAACUAUACAGUCGUGCUGGCUCAUUUAAUGAACUACGAGCAGUUAGCAAUGAACAGUGGGACAUGUUAGCACAGAUGAUCAAAGCUACUAAAGGCUCAUAAAUAACUUAACAUAACAUUUGUGGAUAAAUUUAUUACUAGGCUAGUUGUGAUACUGCUUUAAAAGUAUAUAUAUAUGACAAAUUUUAAACCUAUAAUGAACCUUUUUCUUUUGCCUGAUUUUAUUAAUGAGCCUGACAUUAAAUAUUUAUCUAUUUAUAUUUAUUGUUAGGGGUAUACAAUUAUCUGUCAAGAACUUCUAGCUGAGUGCAAAAGGGUUAGAUAAGUUUUAAUUAUUAGGUGUUCUCUCUUUACUAGUCUUAUUUCACCAUAAUCACCUGUAUUUUAUAAUAAUUUAUGUACAAGAAUUCAUAACUGGGGCCAUUAUGCUAGAAUUUGUAUUGUUAGCUCACCUGGGUAAAAGGUAUUCAGAUAUUUGUGAUAAUAGUCUGAUUGUGAUAUCUGUCACAUGGUGUGUAUCUUCAUUCAACAGCAUCUCCUCCCAGACAAAACAAGAAUAAAUCUAUUAAAGGUGGCUCACAUCAAAUAUUAACUGUGAUGUUCUGAUGCAUAAUUAUAUGUCAUGCCAGCUUUAGAUAGACUGUAACAUUGAGAAAUUCUUGUCAAAAACUGUACUGCCAGUGUCUUAGAUGAUUGAUAUGUAGCGUUAGCUUCUAUAAGUUAAUAAGGGAAUGCUCAGCUGAAUAAUUUAAUUAGGGCCUUCAUAGCAAUCUUGCUUCAUUAUGUUGGGAACAAGAAUCAUGGUAUUAUUUACUUUUAAUUUCAACCAAUCAUAUUCCCAUCAUUAUUUCAAGACUAUACUCUCAGGUUUUACUUGCUAUUUUGUGUAAAUGCAAACAAUAUUCAAAGUCCUGAAAUACUAUGCCAAUGCUGGUGGCAUCACUAUACUCUCUAUUUAUAUUGCUUUCAGUUCAUGUUGAUUUAGAAUUACAAUAAAUUACUAUUUUUCUAAA